Molecule: messenger RNA, 1526 nt
Organism: Pogonomyrmex barbatus (red harvester ant)
Lineage: Eukaryota; Metazoa; Arthropoda; Insecta; Hymenoptera; Formicidae
Product: zinc finger CCCH domain-containing protein 15 homolog
Biological process (GO): cytoplasmic translation
Cellular component (GO): cytosol
Molecular function (GO): metal ion binding; mRNA binding
Source: RefSeq, a predicted model, not a curated record
AAAUAACAUCGAUCAUUGCGCUUGACUUCAGUGCAGUGUACUCUAACGUGGAGUUAUCUCUUUUGAGAUACGAGAUUUUAAUCAGAGAAUUUUAACAGGUUUCCUCUUCGCCGAGGAAAUAUAUUCGAAUUAACAAGAUGCCACCGAAAAAAGCACCGGCGCCGAGCAAAAAGCAGAACAGAAGAAAAAGGAAAAGUUAUCGAGUUGAUUUUUCUCUUAAGGAUAAAACGUUCGGUAUAAAAAAUAAAAAGGGCGCCAAGCAACAGAAAUUUAUCCAGCAAGUUGAAAAACAAGUAAAGUCGGGCGGUGUAAAUCCUCGUAAACUCGAAGAUCCUAAUGUCAAAAAAUUAGAGAAGGAGAAGAAGUUAAAGGAACAGAAAGAAUUAGCUCUCAUUUUUAAACCUGUUCAAACACAAAAGAUAGAUAAAGGCAUAGAUCCUAAGUCUGUUGUAUGUGCAUUUUUUAAACAAGGACAAUGUACAAAAGGAGAUAAGUGUAAAUUCUCUCAUGAUUUAAGUAUCGAACGGAAAGCUGAGAAACGAUCUUUGUAUUGUGAUAUGAGAGAUGAUGAUGAUAAGGAGGCAGAUACAAUGGAUAAAUGGGAUGAGGAUAAACUGAAAGAAGUUGUGGAAAAGAAACAUGGCGGUGGCAAUCGACCAACCACUGAUAUUAUAUGUAAACACUUCUUGGAAGCAGUUGAAAAAUCAAAGUAUGGUUGGUUUUGGGAAUGCCCAUCUGGUCAGAAGUGCAUUUAUAGACACGCUCUACCGCCUGGAUUUGUCUUAAAGAAAGAUAAAAAAAAGGAGGACAAGAAGGAUGAAAUUUCCCUGGAGGAUUUAAUAGAAACAGAAAGGGCUAAUUUGGGACCUAAUCAGACCAAGAUAACGUUGGAGACAUUCUUGGCUUGGAAAAAGAGAAAGUUGAAAGAGAAAGAAGAGCAGGCGAUCAAAGAUGAAGAGAAAAAAAGAAACGAUUACAAAGCUGGUCGUCAAGUUGGUAUAUCAGGAAGAGAAAUGUUUUACUUUAAUCCAGAUCUUGCAGAAGGAGAUGGUAUCGAUGAAGGAGACGAAGCAAUAUCUAGUUACACUCGUGAAGAAGAUGAUUCUGAAGAUGUACAAUAUAGAGAACUUGACACGGACCGUCUUGCUUUUGAAGCUAGCGAAAUUGAAACAAAGGGUAUCACUAUGGCAACUAUUGAUCGAUUGAAGGCCAACAAUACUACCGAUAGUAAUAAAAAUACUACAGUAACUGCAGAAGAGGGUGCUGUGGCCGUAGCUAUUAAUGAAAAUCUCUUUGUGGAAGAAGAUCUAGAAGGUUUGGAAGAAGAAUUAGGGGACCUGGACUUGGAGGAGUAAGCCAGAUGUCCCGAUUAUUUCUGUCUCCUCACCAUCUUCCUCUUCCCAAUGUUUUAUCCUUUAAAUACGUAUCACUUCGAUAACAUCAAAUUAAUAUCAAGCGUGAUACAUUGUAUAUUGUAUAUAUAAUUUGUAUUGCAUCUACAUAAAUAUACUGUCAGCAUAUUCAAA